AUGCCUCUCACCGACCUCCUGCGCAAUCGUAAGAAGCGAUCCAAGAAACCGCUAGAUUGGUCGCCUGCUUGUACGGCCGCUUUCGUUGAAGUCAAAGAGAAACUAGCGCAGAUUACGGUAUUGGCCUAUCCAAAUUCAGAUUAUCCUCUGAGUUUGAUGGUCGACGCAUCAGACCGUGCUAUUGGUGGAGUUAUUCAGCAACUCCACGACAAUGCAUGGGAGCCGAUUGCAUUCUUCUCGCGGAAAUUGCUACCUGCUGAAACAAGGGUAGAUUCCGUGCGCAAACCGCUACAACAGCCAUACAAAGGACCUUAUAAGCUUAUCAAUUUAGACAUUUAUAUAUUUCCCCUCUCAUACAACUUCUUUUUGUUUUCUUUUUUUCUCAUUUUCUUGCCUCCAGACAAUGAUAUUGACAUCCAUCUUCUACCAGACCUCAAUGAAGAUAGCAUCAAGGAGCUAAUUCCAAAGAUUGGAAAAAGAAUCAAAUUUACCAAAGGAUGGAGAGAAGAGUUCAAACAACCUGCUACAUCCCCAGCAUCUACAGUGAGUUUGGGUGAGGGUUUUGAACUGUCAGACAGUGCAGACACUUCUUCGGACCAACAUGACUGGCAGGCAGAUGAUCACAUAGCACCACAACGGAAAGGGACAAAGACGGUCACAUAUUUUUUGAGGCCCAUCCUAUCUUCUGUCAAGGGUGGCCCCAGAAUUAUAAAGGAUAUUGACAAGCACAAGUUUUGCAGCAAACCCAACAGAAGGAUUCUUGUGGACAUCUGCACGCAGUACGUGAUGCAGCAUCAUGGAGAAAAACCUUCUUCUGGAGUGAAGGCCGCUAUGGCUAGUGCCAUAAUUACAGCUUUUCCAUGCUUGCGUGAUCCUGACUCUCCAUAUGGCUAUGAAGCCUGGUACUGCCAAGGAGCCAAGGGGCGUCCAGCAACGGGAUACCUCGAGGAGCACCUAAGGUAUUUGAGAAAGAGGACUGGUCGCCUGAAGAAGACUGAAAGUGCGGAAAAUGUUGCUUCCUCAGCAGAAAAGCAGAUCGUCAAACCAAUGCCAACCGAAACUCAGUCAUCAGAACCUUCGGCAGAGGAUCAGGGGCCUCCAGAAGUUGAUAAAGAUACUGCAGCUAAAAUUGAAUGGCUCAAGCAUAACAAGCAGCCUCGAGAACAGGUUGUUGCCUACAUGAAGGAAACAGUAAUGCACCGACAGAAGUGGAUAAAAGCUCAUCGGGACAAUAUCAGCACCAUCCUGGCAGAGUAUCCUCACAUGAUGCAAGCAGAAAUGGUUGAGCAAGACUUCAAGACAUUCCAUGAAGGCAAAGAGAACGGCUUGUACAUAAAGUGGCCACAGUAUAAGGAGCAGAUUAUCCAAUACGCCAACCGUUCCGUACUGUGGAAGGCAGCACUACAUCUUGAUGGAAUAGAUGCAGAGAGGCUGAACCCUGAAGAGAAGACAAACCUUGCCUUGGUCCUCCUACCGGCUAUUCUACGUGGAAGAAAAGCUAAGGGUGGUGUGUGCACUGUGCAGGAGACGCUCGACUCUUUCAUAGAUGUUCAGCCCGAGGUGGUGAACAUUGAGGAAUUCAUGAAGUCGAUCGACGGCCAGCAGCGCUCCCAACCGUUCAUAAUGGCCAGGGGGAGCAAGAUCAAUCCUGCACAGACAUACGUGAUAGUCGAGAGGCACGCCAUCGAGACAGCAAGCCUGCUUGCUGCUGUAGAUGUAGCGUUCAAGAGUACUUUUGUAUUCGAUGUUGACUACCAGCGGCAAUGUUGCCAAGUCUGGCAUUUCUUGCAGAGUGUCGUGUAUGGUAUGGGUGAUGUAGGUGCCAAUAUUACACCUAAAAUUCGUGAUCUGAGGGCAUUUCUUGCAACUAAGGACAUCAGUUGAAGCUAAAGCUAUAUGAUAUCGCACAAACUUUUCCCUUCUAAAGUUUUGGGAGCCCAACUAAUUUGAUGGCAAAUUAGAGAUCCAAGUGAAACAUCGAUUGAAAAACCCACCUCAGGAUUCACACUUUUAUAAUGUUAAUCUAUUAGCCCAGCUCUAUAGUGAUGUAUAAUUUCCUAUGUUUUAGUUUGCAUCGCAUAGCUACUUUAAGUUGUAUGGGAAAAAAUAUCAUUAAACAAUCAUUUCGGCAAGGAUUUAAACCAAAAAAAUGUGUUUUAAGAUGAAUAUCGAUAAAAGAAUAUCAAAUUUGAAUAUUCCUUGUACAGCAAACAUUUAAAUUCUGUAUUUUUUCAUUGAUAUCAUGUGUUUAUGGUGUUUGGAAUAGAUAAAUUAUGAACAGAUCUGAAGCCAUUAUCUCAUGUAUCAGAAUUGUGUGUACAAUUGCAUAAUCAUUUCCAGAAAUAAUGCCUACAAAUAAGAAUAGGUAUAAUAUUACACGUAUAAUUAAACAUUAAUUUACAAGUUGUAGUUGUUUUCUUGACUUUCCUGAUUUGUAGUCUGAUCUAUUUCCACAUGCACUAUUUCAGUCAAUGUGUUGUGAUGUACAACUAUAUCAAGCUCUUUCGGAUUUUUGUUAUGUCGAUAUUCAGAACGUCGCAGCACUUUUGAAGAGAAAGAAAAUUAUUUUGUUUUAUUUAAGGUUGGUGAAAAAUUAGAGGGUUUGGAUUGCAUAUUUUUAAAAGUGUUGAAUUACAAAAAUAGGUAUACAUGUUGAAAAAGAUAUGCAACAAAUCAAAAUUGUACACAGCCAUUUUUUUUUCUUGCACUGAUGCUCAUUAUGUAUUUUUUAUAAUUAUAUGCACUACAUUCUCACAAGAUGGAGAUGUGUUUACAGGAGUACGCUUUAAUCGUUAUACUUCACUUUGUUGUUGUUAUAUCUUUCAAUAAGUACGAGUAUUAAAUAAACCAAUGCAUGUUUUGAUUUUGUUUGGAAUUGAUAAGUAUAUGAAAAGAACUCAAACCAUUUUGUAUCAGAAUCGUGUGUGAUUGCAUAAUCAUUUCCAGUAAUAAGGCCUACAAAUAAGGAUAGGUAUGAUAUUGCACUGUAAUUAAACAUUAAUUUACAAGUUGUACAUGUAGUUGUUUUCCUGACUUCUCUGAUUUCUAGUCCGAUCUUCUUCAGUCAGUAUACAAAUUAUUUAUAAAGGUAUAUGAUGCCAUUAUACAUCAAACUUUAAUUGUUAUAUUUAUUUUGUUGUUUAUUGUAUUUUUGUUUUGUUGAAGAAUAUAUAUACACUCUGUUCAUAACAGGCAAUUGUUCUCAUCUGUUAUAUUUGUAGUUAUAUUGUCCGUAUAUAACAUGCUGUACUUUGCCCUUGCAGUUUAUCCUUCUUGGAUCCCCCAUAUUGCCCAUUUACUGUCAGUUACAUGCAUUGGAUUCAAUGCUGAGUAAAAUGUACAUCAAGCUGAGUAAAAAAAGAGGAAAGAUUGCCCAGUAGUUUCUUUUGAUAUUUUUACCCAUUUUGUUUUUGCCCAACGUGGCCUUGGAUCCAUAUGAACCCUCAUGCUGGGUAAGAGUUGGGUAAAGGUUGGUAAAACAGGAGGUUGGGUAAAUGUAUGGGCAAUGUCUAACUGGGCAAUGGAAUUGGGUAAUGAAUAUUGACCAACCGUUUUGCCCAAUUAUUGCUUUUCCAUGUACUAGGUGGGUAAUAAUUGGGCAAUAUUCCUGGUCAAUUCGUUGGGUAAAUGAUUUACCCAACUCAAUUACCCAGUCUAUUUCCUAGGUGGGUAAUAAUUGGGCAAUAUUCCUGGUCAAUUCGUUGGGUAAAUGAUUUGCCCAACUCAAUUACCCAGUCUAUUUCCUAGGUGGGUAAUAAUUGGGCAAUAUUCCUGGUCAAUUCGUUGGGUAAAUGAUUUGCCCAACUCAAUUACCCAGUCUUUAUAUUUAUACCCAAUAGUAUGGUAAUAGUUGGGUAAACUAUGUUGGGUAAUAUGGUUGGGUAAUCUUAAGAUGGGUAAUUAGAUGGGCAUUUAAGUUUGCCCUAAAGUGGGUAAAUUACGAAAAGGGCAAAGUUUACCCAAAAGUUGGUUGGACUCAUAACUGCCCUCAUGUUGGGUAAAUUUUGGGUAAAAUUUUGCCCAAUAUUUUUAAGAGUGUACUACUACAUAACUACUAUUGUACAACUAUGCUACCUCUUCCUUAUACUGUAUAAAACUGGGCCUGAAUAUUAAAGUGAAUGAAACAAUCAGGGAAAAUGUUUUAUUUUAUAUAAAUUAUUUGCGGCUGUAUCGAUUGUAUUUGCGAUAUUGGAUUUAAGUAACAAAAAAAUCUAUAUUUUACAGAAUGGUGGAAAUCUAUCAGCAGAAGAGAUUUCUCUUUACUUUAAUACUAUAAUGUUGGCGUAAUAAAUCUAUCUGUAUGAAUGUUCUCUAAUAAUUCGUAGAAAGCCUCUCACCAUGAUAUAAACAUAAUGUAAGAUUUGUAAUUAUACUUUGCACCGUUUACAAUUCAUUUCUAUAUGCAAUAUCGUGUAUACAAUAAAUGAGAUCAAGUUUAUAUUUACACGCAUAUAUUGGCAAAUUAAUGUAGAUUAUAUAUUCAUAUCUCCACCUGUUCAUUAAGUACUAUUACAUUGCUUCAAUUCCUUUUCAGAGGGACUUAUGAUGAAUUCAAGGAAGAAAAAUAAACUGGUUCUUAAGAUGUCUUAUAAACAUUCUUAAAACAAAGAAAAUCAGAACAGUAUACUUGUCAAACAAGUUAUUGUCAAACAAUACCUAGUUAUUGUCAAACAAUACCUAUACAAAAAGACCAUUUUUACCAGCAAAUAUUUUAUUUUUCGAAUAAAAUGGUAAUAAGCGGUUAGCAUCUUCCCCUUGGAGGAGAUCACAUA
Lytechinus pictus (painted urchin) is the source of this 4772-nucleotide messenger RNA. RefSeq lists its product as uncharacterized. The transcript is spliced from 11 exons. NCBI's taxonomy places the organism in Eukaryota, Metazoa, Echinodermata, Echinoidea, Temnopleuroida, Toxopneustidae. Bases 1 to 1884 code for a protein of 627 amino acids. The record is from RefSeq and is a predicted model, not a curated record.